Pseudomyrmex gracilis is the source of this 4112-nucleotide messenger RNA. Its product is annotated as prolactin-releasing peptide receptor-like. Gene Ontology annotation, cellular component: plasma membrane; neuron projection. Gene Ontology annotation, biological process: G protein-coupled receptor signaling pathway. The transcript is spliced from 5 exons. NCBI's taxonomy places the organism in Eukaryota, Metazoa, Arthropoda, Insecta, Hymenoptera, Formicidae. Gene Ontology annotation, molecular function: neuropeptide binding; neuropeptide Y receptor activity. Bases 2466 to 3683 code for a protein of 405 amino acids. The record is from RefSeq and is a predicted model, not a curated record.
AGCGCGUAAACCACCGGCGCCCGGUGACGCUCCGAGGUGGUCGUCGCAACACGUCUCUUUCGAAUUCCGAGAUGAGAGCGUCGCAUGCUCGGCAGGUCAUCGCUUAAAAUCACAUGACGAUGCGUCGACUAUCUCGUGAAAAACUUCGACCUGGAAAACACGUACCUGUUACGGAAAGAAAAAAAAUAAAAAUCAAAAAAGUAGAUUAGUAAGAAGAAAGUUCCCAAAGAUAACAGAUGCAGGAGAGAAGCGUGUAAUUUCGAGGAGCAGUGUUGAGUGUGACGCACGCAUCGUGUGAACGUCUACGCACACGCGUAACCAAAAAAAAAAAAAAAUCAAUUUGUAUAUCUUAUACUAUAACAAAGUCAGGAACAUUGAUUUGAAUAAUGUUUUUGAUUAAAAAUUGUAACGACAUAUGUAUAUAUAAAUAAUCAUAACGAACGACGUCGUUAAUCAGUUAGAACAUAUAUAGUAGAGAAUUUUGUUUGGUGUAUGUGUGUGUCUUACAUGUGACUAGUUCUAGUGUCUUGUCAUUCAGUUUUUUUUUUUGUAUAUUGUUCGCAAGUCUCUCUGAGAGAAAGAGAGAGAGGAAGCGAACCGCAGUAGUUACACCGGCCUAAUAAACUAUACUAUAAUAAUCAUCCGCGAUAAUCGCGCAAAAUACUUCCGUAAGUUUUUAAAGAUCCUCGUAACGACGAAACUUGACGAGUUACCCACCAUUCGGUUUUGCGACGGAAGAAAUUGCCGCGGCUCGUCCGGCCGCGGACUCUUCAACAGGUGGCCAAAAUCGAUCUCGCAUGUGUGCAAAAGCGUACGUGAUUACUUUUACGCUGCGUUUUGUGUUCUCUUGCCUCUUACGUAUACUAACGUUUGUGAUCCCGUGACCUCCUCGCGAAAAAUUUCACGAACAACAAAUUAUUUUGCAAAAUAACAAAUAGUUUGCUGAAUGUGAAAGCUCGAUGACACAAGUCAGAGGUCAAAAACUGUCAAGAAAAAGGGAAUGACUUGUGAAACGCGUCUAUUGUCGACUGUUGGAAACUUUUUGACUUGUUUUUGUCGAGGCUUGACGAUAUGAAAAACACACCGUUGAAGUUCACCGACAGUUGAAGUUCAUCGACAAUUUCGCCAACAUCGAGUACUUCGCUGACUCUGGUAAUCGGCGCUCUUAAUUGCUCUCUCAUGUCAUGUGUUUCAGCGAGAGAGGAUCAACCGUCGCCGGGGAAAGUUUCGUCUUGGCAUGUUAAUUACCUAACUGUCAUCGCUGUUCCCUCUUUGGAUAAAUGUCGGGGAAAUCGCGGUUGGUGUUAGCAAUAUUGUUAUCAACUAGUGUGUUAUAAAUAUCUGUAUAAGUGUAAAACAACUUGGAUAAUCAAAUUUUUCGUGCGAUCUUGAUCCCGAUCGGAUGACGAAAUCGGUUUUGCGAUCACACUGUGUGAAUCGAUGGUUGAAAGACACCAGUGCAACGAUUGGCGUCUUUAUUAGGAUUAAGAGCAAACCGUGCAACGACACUUGAAGCUUUUUGAUAUAAUUCGUACAAUCUUCCUAUUUGAUUAAAUGUUUAGCCGCUAACCAAUCAAAGAACAAGGAAGAAAAUCGAUGUUGCUUGUAGUGAAAAUUCUUCUAUCGCACACGAGUUACUUCUCGUUUUGCGACGUGAGCUCUGGGAAGUGAUCUUUGUUGUAAAAAUCACAAAGGAGACGCGCGCUAAAAAUCCGUCGGUGUGUUCGAUUCAACGUGACAAAAUGUGAAAUAAAAUUUACAGAAACUCAGUUAUCAACGCAAUAUCAUGGAUAUAAAGUCGAGAAUAGUGAUCGAGCUUAAAACCGGGACCGAUUUCCGUUUUCCAUUUCACACUGAAAAAUUGGGCGCGCUUAGAGGAUUACCGCAUCAGAAGUCGAAUGAGCGAGCAAGAGCGAGCGCGCGCGCGCUGCAACGCUCUCGGGCGUAUACGUGCCGAGUAUAAUCGAUGCGAGUUGCCUGUGUGAGAGAGGAUACCGGGGCGCAAAACUCGAGAAAUAAUCUGCUUAUCUGAGGCUAUAACUCGCUUAUCUAUCAGAACUCCCGUCGCUUAAGCGCUCGCCUCGAUCGAGCUGGUAGCGUCGACCAUAAAUGGUCAAGCUUUGCGAGAAAUUAAUUCACGACUCGGGGAGUCGAUGACGCCGUUCGUCGCGAUAUGCCGGCCGAUAAUUCACUCGACGGCUUGCACUCUUCCGGAUAAGCUCACCGAAUCUGAUCGCGCGGACGACCUUCCGCACGUCGUCGUUCUGAGAAAUGACGAUACCUCGCCAAGCAAGUUCAUCUACGUCAAUAACACUCUGACGUAUGAUCAAUUCGAAGUAACAAGAGGAGGCAAAGUGGUCAAAGAAGAGGCGGAAUAAGCAGAGGAGAAAGAGAGAGAGAGAGAGAAAGAGGAGAAGAGAAGGAGAUAUAUAAAACUUGGAAACCCGCACUCUUCCUCAAGAAGCAUGGCUGACGACGACACGACGCGAAUAACGUCGCGAUUGACGAUGCAAAACUUGUCGGUGGCGCGCAACUUCAGCAACUACCCGACCGAAGACUUGACGUCGAAUCUAGCGGUGCAGAUAGUCUUCUGCAUGUUCUACGUGAUCAUCUUCGUGCUCGGCAUCUUCGGCAACGUACUGGUGGUCUUCGUGGUCCAGCGUAAUCGCCACAUGCACACGGUCACUAAUUUCUUCAUCACAAAUCUCGCGCUAAGUGACGUGUUGCUAUGCGUGCUGGCCGUCCCGUUCACCCCAUUGUACACUUUCAUGGGCGGUUGGGUCUUUGGCAAAACCCUUUGUCAUCUGGUGCCGUACGCUCAGGGAGUGAGCGUAUACAUCAGCACGUUUACGCUCACCAGCAUAGCCGCCGAUCGUUUCCAAGUGAUCAUCUACCCAUUCCGUCCGCGAAUGAAAAUCGAGAUGUGCAUGGCGAUCAUCAUCGGCAUUUGGGUGAUCGCCCUGCUGUUCACCCUGCCGUACGGCUUGUAUAUGCAGUUAGAGGAACCGUACGUAUUCUGCGAGGAGCACUGGCCCAGCGAGCCGCUCCGCAAGACCUUCAGCUUGCUCACCACGAUACUACAGUUUGUUGUUCCGUUCUUCGUCAUUACCUUCUGCUACGUGUGCGUGUCGAUGAAGCUGAAAGAUCGGGCGCGCGCCAAACCCGGCAGUAAAACCAGCAAGCGCGAGGAAGCCGACCGCGAGAGAAAACGCCGCACCAACUGGAUGCUGAUCGCGAUGGUCUUCAUAUUCGGCAUGUCCUGGCUGCCGCUCAACAUUGUCAAUGUCGUUGACGAUUUCUUCUCGUCCGCCAACGACUGGUCCUAUUACAGGCUCUGCUUCUUCAUGUCGCACUGCCUCGCCAUGAGCAGCACCUGUUACAAUCCGUUCCUCUACGCCUGGCUCAACGAAAACUUUCGCAAGGAGUUCAAGCAGGUUCUGCCGUGUUUUUCGAGAGGCUCCAAUAGGAAUAUCCAGAGAACCAGGGAAGGUUGCAGAGGCGACAAGAUAUGUAACGGCAACAACACCAUGCAAGAGACUCUGCUGCCCACAAGCAACACGACGAAAGCGCAGAAUCCCGAGGGAUGCGAGCUGAUAAUUCUAGAGCCAACGACAAAUAUCUCGAAAGAGCAAGAGGAGAUACCCUCGAGUUCGUCCAAGGACUUUGACGACGCGGCUCUGUGAGAGAAAGCUCGACAGAUACGGGCUCCAGUUAUUUCAGCGAACCGGAAAGCGCCGCUUCCGUCAUCGCCAUCGAGAAACUGUCAAUCAAAAUCGAUCAUCAAAACUACGGAAAGAAUGCUCGUGGCGCAUUUACAGCGAACUGUGUGUAUAAUGUACUCUCUGCGUGUAUUUGUAAACUGUGAUGUUAACUACUAAUAACAAAAAUAGACCGAUAAAAGCAUACAUGUAUUAAGCUAUGAGCGAUAGGCUCGAGAGCUUUAAAAACCAAAAAAAAGCGUAAAAAAGCACAAAUAUUAUAUAAACGCGUUCUGAUCAAUGGCCUGUCUACGAUGUACUUACUUUCAAUCAUAAUAAACAGUGUACGUGUACUAUAACGUUGUGCGCUUUAUCGCGAAUUCAAAUUAUCGCCUGUAUUAUUAAUUUAUCGCA